Molecule: messenger RNA, 13579 nt
Organism: Gopherus flavomarginatus (Mexican gopher tortoise)
Lineage: Eukaryota; Metazoa; Chordata; Testudines; Testudinidae
Gene: MEF2D
Product: myocyte enhancer factor 2D
Exons: 13
Coding region: 678-2315 (545 amino acids)
Biological process (GO): positive regulation of transcription by RNA polymerase II; cell differentiation
Molecular function (GO): histone deacetylase binding; protein dimerization activity; DNA-binding transcription factor activity, RNA polymerase II-specific
Source: RefSeq, a predicted model, not a curated record
GCAUGCUAGGCUGCGCUGCCUGGUGGUUACGUUGUGUCUUUUCCCCAGUGGGUUGGAAGUAGUUACCUUUGUAGCCAAAAAGGAGGAAGGAAGGAAGGAAUCCACAGACACACACACACACACACACACACACACACACACACAGACGCAACCCAAGGGAGGAAGUUCAUUGAGACACUGAGAUUGCUCCUGGUGGCCCGGGCUCGCCUCUGAAGUGUGGCUGCGGUGCUGCUGCUGCUGUUGUUGUUUUGUUGUUGUUGUUGCUGCUGCUGCUUCUUUGGAGCCUCCACUUCUCCAACAACAUCCCGUCCCCGGGGGGGCUCCGGGCUCCUGGCAGCGACUUGUUUGGGGGGAAGGCAGCGCGGGAGCGGACGCUGGAGGUUUGAUUGACAGGCAAUGGCUACAAAUUGCUGUCUGGAGUGAGCUGAAGAUGCAACCAUCUGACUAACAGGUUUCUGAGCAGCCCCUGGAGGCCCAAAGCACCUGGAAUUAACCAGACGGCAGAAUAACAUGAACUGAGAAAGAAGCAACCCGGAUUUUUGUUGGUUUUUUGGUUUUGGUUUUAAAAACUUUUACAUAACAAAAAAUUCUUUCAUGAAAACAUUUUAAAACAGGGUUAUUUUUCCCCUCCCCCGAACAAGAAAGUCAUCCCCAUACGGUGAGGAUUUCCGGAGAAGAUGGGGAGGAAAAAGAUCCAGAUCCAGCGGAUCACGGAUGAGCGAAAUCGACAGGUGACCUUCACCAAGCGGAAGUUCGGUUUGAUGAAGAAAGCCUACGAACUGAGCGUCCUGUGCGACUGUGAGAUCGCCCUGAUCAUCUUCAACCACUCAAAUAAGCUGUUCCAGUACGCCAGCACGGACAUGGACAAGGUGCUGCUCAAGUACACCGAGUACAACGAGCCGCACGAGAGCCGGACCAACGCAGACAUCAUCGAGAUGCAAGGCUCCAUCCCGAAUGGAAUUGCUUUCCUGCCUCUCCCUUCUGGCCCGGAUGGAGCAUCGGCUCUGAUCUGCAUUAAUGAAUCCUUGACAUUAAGAAAGAAAGGUUUUAACGGUUGCGACAGCCCAGAACCCGACGGGGACGACUCCAUUGACCAGAGCCCCCUGAUGGAGGAUAAAUACCGCAAAGCCAGCGAGGAUCUGGAUAUCCUCUUCAAACGAUACGGUUCUGCAGUGCCCGCUCCAAACUUCGCCAUGCCAGUGACGGUUCCGGUGACCAAUCAAAACACGUUACAGUUCAGCAAUCCCGGGGGCUCCUUGGUGACCCAGUCGCUGGUGACCUCUUCGUUGACGGAUCCAAGACUUCUCUCGCCGCAGCAGCCGGCCCUGCAGAGAAACACCGUGUCGCCGGGUUUGCCGCAGAGGCCAGCCAGCGCGGGGGCGAUGCUCGGGGGAGACUUGACCAACACCAACGGAGCUUGCCCAAGCCCAGUCGGAAACGGGUACGUCAGUGCCAGAGCCUCGCCAGGUCUCCUCCCGGUCUCAAACGGCAACACCAUGGGCAAGAUCAUCCCAGCAAAGUCGCCGCCGCCGCCCUCCCACAGCACGCAGCUCGCCGCCAACAGCCGCAAGCCAGACUUACGUGUGAUCACCUCGCAGGGCGCAAAGGGUUUGAUGCACCAUUUGACGGAGGACCACUUGGAGCUGCAGAAUGCACAGAGGUUAGGAGUCUCCCAAGCAACUCAUUCUUUAACCACGCCUGUUGUGUCGGUGGCCACUCCAAGUUUGUUGACCCAGGGCCUGCCUUUCUCUGCCAUGCCCACAGCAUACAACACAGAUUAUCAGCUGACCAGUGCCGAGUUAUCCUCACUCCCGGCGUUCAGCUCACCCAGCGGGUUGUCGCUUGGCAACAUCUCUGCCUGGCAACAGCAACAUCAGCAGCAGCAACAGCAGCAGCAACAACAACAACAGCAACAGCAGCAGCAGCAGCAACAACAGCAGCAGCAGCAGCAACAACAUCUUGUUCCUGUAUCACUAAGCAACUUAAUACAAGGGGGUCACUUAUCUCACACCACCACGUUGACUGUCAACACCAACCCCAACAUCAGCAUCAAGUCGGAGCCCGUCUCGCCGAACCGGGAACGAAACACUGCCACGCCGCUCAGCUCCUUCCCGCACCAGAGCCGGCAUGAGCCGACUGGGCGUUCUCCCGUCGACAGCCUCAGCAGCAACGCCAGCUCCUAUGAAGGCAACGAGCGGGAUGACCCCGCCAGAGCCGAUUUUGGCUCAUCCCUCGGCCUCCUGAGACCCACGACCGAGGCCGAGGGAGAGAGCCCAUCCGUAAAACGCGUGCGGCUGGACGCCUGGGUAACAUAACCAGUCCCAACUCUCUUCGAGCUGCUUUCUGCUCACGUCCGGGUGGGGGCGGGCAGAUGUGUGUGUUGGGGGUGGGGUGGGGGUGGGAUUGUUACCAGUGGCAGGGUUGGGAGGGGGAAAAGGGAGGGCCAGGGUGGAGCUAAAUGGGUUUGGGGUGGGGGCGGGGACUUAUUAUAAACUGCCUGAGAAAUAGCUUUAGGAUUUUGUAGGCAUUCAUUCUAGCGCAGCAGGCAAUGUUUGCAAUACGUAAGGCACUCCAUGGCUGAGAAGAGCUUAGCAUCAAGAAUAAGGAGGUGUGAGGGGGAACGUGUCACCAAAAAAAAAAAAAAAUCACUUAUCCCAGCGAGCAAGUGUCGGGCGUGCGUGCUAGGUUGUUGUCGAUAAAAUUCACCCACUGGCGAUUGGGAGUCAGGGAGGGCGUGAGACGUGUGCCCAGUUUGUAAGGUCAGACCUAAUUCUGAGAGAAGAGUGCCUUGGAUGAGAGCGGUUCUACAGGAACUGUACCUCGGACUUCUGAUUGGAUGCAGAGAAUUUCUUAUGCACACACAGACAUAUGCACAUUUUAGCUCCAAUUCCACAAGGCUCUGCGCACUCUAAACGCCCACUGAUGUGCAGCCAUAUUCAAAUACAGCUGAGAUUUUUUGCCACUCCCGUGCUCCCAAUCAGAGGGUGACCGGGACUGCCGUGCAGAACAGUCAGCGUGAGGUAUAUGCGCUGCUUCAGUUCCACUCAACAAAAUAGCACUUUGGUGAGUGAUGCCUCCCUUUCCUGGCCCCUCAGCACAAGAGGGCUGGAUGUCACUCAGCACGAACUGGUAACCUACCAAUGCUGCUGGGUCACAUGCCAUAUCUCUCCUCUGUAUCUAACUCACUCUCACAGCCCAGCACGCUUGGAAAGAUCAGAAUGCUGAUCAAUAUCCCAGUUCGGCGGCUUGGCUUCAUCUAAUCAGUUUCAACUCCAGUUAUGUUGCUAAAUUAAAAAUGAAUAAUAAUAAUCAUCUGUGCAAAGAGAGCUUUCCCAGUGCAAUCUAUAGGGCCAGAUUCGCAGCCAGGGUAAGUCACCUGAGCUGCAUUGUAUAAUUGGUGAGCAGUCUAGCAAAUGUUAGUACAGUCCAUGCCACUUAAGGGCCACUUUGCACUGCCAGAACCAUAUCAAGGGACAUGAGUGUAAAUGAGAACCAAGCUCCUGAUUUUUAGGGUUUUAUCUGACAGUUCAGAUGAAAUUGAUUUAAAGAAAACAUCCCCGCUGAUAGAUCAUCAGAUUAGUGCCACCCAUCUUUGCAAAUGGCAGCUUUUCAAACACCCCACUGAGGUCUAGAAUGGUGCAUAGUGGAACUAUUGCAUAUACCUGAAUAAAAAAAGAAAGACAUUUGAAAGCAGAGGAGAAGGGAAGAUCUUUUUAUUUUUUUUUUUAAUAAAGCAGUUUUGUCAACCACAGAUAGGGAAAAAUGAUAAAGAAAUGUCUAAAUCUCACAUCAAUUAAAAUUCAUACUAAUUAGAUGUUGGUGAAUUUUAAAUUAGAGCUGAUAAAAAAACAGACAAAAUUAUUCAUGGACAUUUCUAAAGUUUUUUUCAUUGAAAUCCUCAUUUUUCUUUGAAAUUUGAAGAAUUCUGAAAAAGCCCUUGAACAAGAAGUGAGGAAUGUUUGCAAAAAUCUCAUCAACUCUUUUUCUUCCUCAAAAUGCAAAACUUGUAUCAGUAAUUUGAAAUUAGAAAAUUCUGGUCAAUUCUACAUUUGGUUGAAGAAUUAGGGGAAAAUGUACAAAAAUUUCAUUGGAAAUUGUUUUCCUUCCCCUCCUCUUCAUCCAAAUCCAGAACUUUUUUGUCAUCAUUUUGAAACUCAAAAGUUCUGGCUGUACUCUUGUUUGGUCGCAAAAUGGGUAAAAAAAAAAAAAAAAAAGGCAUGUCUUUUACUGAUCUUCCUCCCAUUUAUUUUUUAAAGAUUGAAACUUGAUUAAAAUUUUCUUUGUGAUCUGAAAAAUUCCAGCUUAACAGUUUACAUUAGGGAUUCAACGGAGGGAAGUCAGCUCAGUAUAAACUAGUGAGGGCAUUGCCCUGUGAUACUUUCUUCCCGUGCAGGCCAUUCAAGCUGAUUUCUCCUGUCACAAUGGCUCAGGCAGUUAGCUACAUCACAGAUAGAACAGAACAUGCAUCUUCAUCCCCUCCUGACAAUAUUACCAGCAAUGUACUGUACUGACCCGACCCUAAUAUACUGUAAUCGGCUCAGCUAAAGCUUUCUACUAUCCAGUGAACAGAAACACACACAUUUCUCCUGCUUAACCUUUACGGGUGACAACGUUGUCAUUCUAAGACUUUAUCCGAGUCAUAGUAUGAACAGAGGCUGAUAAAACCCCGAUCAGGUUUAUGAAUUAGCAGGACAAAAAAAUACAUUCUAUAAGGGGCCACAUCCUUUGAUCUGACCUCCCAUCGAUGUCCAUGGGAGCUUUACCACUGAUUUCAGUGGUAUCAAGAUAUAUGCCUAAGGGUUGAGCUGAGAGAGAGCUUAUGUGCUUAAUGUGUAUUCGUGUAGGGUAAAAUUCACCCCAGGCAGAGGCCCACGUACCACUUCAGUCCUGUUUGGGGGGUUUCUGGUGAUGUAUAGACAUAGGACUUGCGUAUCUGCAUGGGUUGAAUUCCAGCCAUCCUGCCAAAUCCCUGGUUGCAUUGAAGUAAAUGGUACAAAGCUCCCAUUCACCUCAGUGGGCUGGGAGCCAUGUGAUUACACUAAGCAGUUAUCUGAUGGGGCCUUUGUCCCAUUUGGUUACCUCCCCUAGGGGUAGCGUGUGGAAUUAGAAAAUCUGUUCGAAGUCAGGCGACGGCACGUUUCUCCACUGUGAGUCUUAGGUCACUCAGACUUACACCUUCGCCACAUAGGUGUCACAUAAGGGUUGGCACGGUUGUAAGGCGUCAUCGUGGUUCACAGCUGUGUUUAAAUGGCAGCAGCUGGGCAUUCCAGCCAGAAAUGCCAAGCUGCCUCCCCUCUCCCUCUGUACUCUCUACUCCUUUACUUUGCCAUCUCUGAUCUUUUUUAUUUUGUCCCCCCAUCUCCAGCAGGCAGGAACACAUUUUUCACUCUUAAACCUCACCCCCGCAAAAAAACUCCCUCUCCCAAAUUAAAUAAACCAAAGGGCAACAUCCUCACUGGUCUACGUUGACACGUAAACGCCAGAUUGACACCAGCUGAGGAACUGGCAACGUGCAUGGUCAUCCGGGGUAUGGGGAGCAUGGGAGACUGGGGGGUGAGUGGCAAGAGAGAGGGCUCAUAAGUCAUUUCCAGCAGGCCUUCUUCUCCCAGUGAUUAGUGGCUUAGUUUACACGUGUGUGCUGCACCUCCAGUUCAUUGCCCAGCUCGCAAACACUGGUGAGGCUGUGGACGGGCAACUUCCUCUCUCAUCAUUAGGUAAGAUCUUCAAAAGCUUUGUUCUCCAUACUGGGUAUCCCCAUUCCUGUCCCCCGCCACCCCCACUGCCCCGGGGUCAGCAAAAUUGAAACGAGAAGGGAAGCCAGUGCAGUCAGCUCAGGAAUCUUGUACCGAAGGGCUUUUGGGAACUCCCGCAGAUAACGUCUGAGUCCUCUGCAGACAAGUGUUCAGUCACUCCUUUCGCCUGCGUUUGCGAAUGGAUGAACAUUAAUAUGAGGGCUCAGUUUAUUCCCUUACCUGCUCUCCCACUCCACCUUUUACGUUUAUCUUCUGCUUGGGAUCAUGAUCCCCCACCAAACUUGCCAGGGCACCUCAGUUCUGCCGCGGGAGAACUUUGUUUUCACUGAGUUAAUUCCCUGUGCCAGUGGAGUUCUGCUACCAUUUGUGGCUGCUCCCUGAGAUAGUUGAGAAAGCAAAUUCUCUUUCAGCAUCCACAAGCUCAGUGGCUUUGAGAUCUGCCAAACAGGCCCAGAAAUACUUCAAAGUGGAGGAGGAAAAAGUCAUGGUAGGACUUGCAGGUGUGAUCGGCUUCUUGUAGCCCAUCAUUUAUUCCAGAAGUUUCUAGACUUUUAGAAUACUUCCAACUCAGCGCAAGAUGGACGACUGAGAAGCAGAAACCUGUUGAGAUGGCAGCAGCUAAAGAAUAAGAAUAACAAAGCACUAAAAUGUGAGAUGGUUUCAAAACAGAACAUUUUUGUUUGUUUUUCGACAUUUUCCGCAACAUUUUGGAACUUUUUCAUCUUUUUGUUCCAUUUCUGAAAAUUCUCAAUUAGAAAAAUGGACAUUUUCAGUUUUGAAAUGAAUGUUUUUGGUUUAGGAAAUGAAAAAUUCAAUUUUGGAAAAGUCCUUCCAUGGACUAUGCUGACCAACCAAAAUUAGCAAUAAGGGAAGAAGGGCAAAAAGCCCCCCAGAGCCCCCAAAUGAACAGUUACAUGAAAAUGCAAUGCAAUAAAUGCGGGUUUUCUUAGGGGAAAAAAGGGAAAAUGUCACCUCUCAAAAUUAGAUUUUGUUUACUUUUUUUUAAAAAAUUUUUUUGUUUAAAUCAUUUUUCAUUUAAUUUUUUUUUUUUGGCCUAGUUCUCCCAGAUCUAAAGCCUCUCUAAAUAUAUGUGUGCCGUUAAAAUACAGCUCUCCUUGGCAGAUUUCAGUUCGUUCCCCGAGCGGUCAUGAGUUCUCAUUACAAAAACCACCAUUGCCACUGGUGCAAACUAGACCCCUUUGCUUGCAGCCUCAGUAGAAAGGCCCCGAAUUGAACGUGCUCCUUGGGGAGUCGUUCCAGAGCAAUGAAUAGCAGUAGCAGCGCCACUGACUGCAUGGUUCUAUGGAUCAAAGAAGGACUUCAUUGUCCAGAUCCAUCAGCCUUUCUCUAGUGAAGAGCAGGGUCCAACUGGCACUGCUUUCCCUAUAUAAUCAGAUGCUAACUUAGCACUUUGUUUGACAGUUCAGAUGAAUUCGCUAGCAGAUUCUUCCAUAGAUACCUUCUACCAUGACUUUUUUCCCUUAAAUGAAAUUCCUCUGUGUGCAAAGGCACAGUCAAUGCCUGAGGAACAUUAGACCCACUAGUCUCCAAGCCAUGGGGUUUAGAUAGGAAUUAAGUGGUGUACACAUCUCAUGUCGGCCCCUUUGCGUAUGGAUGAGUUUCAUCCUGGGGGCUAGAUCUGCAGCAGGUGUAAAUCAGUGUUAUUUCCAUUGAUCUGCACCGAGAAUCUGGCCCUUGGCAAAUUCUGGACUUAUGGACUACUGCCACCUUGCAAAAUUAUCGUGCGAAUGGAGCAGCUUGGGAGCAAAAUCCUACUCGCCAUAAUGAUGGACACAUCACCAAAUUAUUCUGUUUGCUUGUCAAAGAGACCUCGAAAGUUGAGCAAUUUGCAACUUUGACAACACUUCGUUUGAGAAAAAGUUUUGAUUAUUAUUCCUUUUUGUUUCAUUAAAAAACAAGUUUCCAAAUGUCAACAGAUUUUUUUUCCACAAUAAAAAUGUUGACUACUUUCCGUAUGGGCUCGCAAUCCAGAAUGGAAUUUUGCAAGGCUACGUGGGGCUGUGUUGCAAACUGGGCAGUGUGUGGGAGGUCUCUGCGGUAGGUUUUGUGUUGCCUCCAUAUGUCAAUCUAAGCUGAAGUUCCCAAUCUGAAAUGUAUCUGACCAUCAAAAUCAGAGCACGCCCACCUUAUUACAUUACCGAUGUAUGGGUACCAGCCAGCCAGCCAGCCGAAGGCUUUGCACGGCCAUGCUUUGAAAUUAAGCAGAAUACAAAGCAUUUUUCAUCAAUUUUAUUUUUCCGUCACUAUCCUGCAAAUAAACACUUUCUCUCCUGUUGGGAGACUUACGGUGGAAUGUCGUUUGCAGCUCUCAGUGCAUUCUGUAGUCAAGAGGAUCCGAAAUGGUUAACUCCAUGGACAGGUAUAAAAGACCAUCUGGUACUCAGCCAUCUGACCAGCUCAAACAUCAAUGUAGAACAAACCUGAGGAAAAACCUUUUUGCUCAUUGACUUCAUACCCUAACUCCCAACUUGGCGUGUCUAUCUUGGAGUUGAGAGCUUGGAAAAUAAAAAUGCAACUUGGGUGCAUAUAUAUAUUUUGAGAGAGAGAGAGAUGGAGGCAGACUGGCUAAAUCAGUUACAAAAUGGCAUUAAACUGUGGCACCAAGCAGCUAACAUUUCAAAUAAAUAAAUAAGCCAAGGUUCAGAGGUGAUCUUCAGAAAUCUGGUAGUGGGACUUUAAAACGUGCAUUGGCUCAACCCGUUUGGAAAUAUGGCUUGUGGGAAAGUUGGGACUGCACCAUGGGAAUUGACAGAGGGGGACGUGGGGUUUAACAACCACAUUAGCUUCACCGUUUGGGUGAAAUGAUUUUUGGGUUUGUUUGGGGUUUUUUUUCGUCUGGGUUAUUCUCUAUUUCCCCACAGACUGUAGAAUCCAGUAAACGCCUCCUGAUUUUCAAAAGAUAACCAGAAGAACGACAAUCUAAGAAAUCAACACCCUCCUUUGUGCUUCUAUACAUAUGUUUCUGAUCUUUUAAUUUUAUUUCUUGUGCUCCACUGUACUGUUGACAGUUACAUUGUGUAUAAUUUUUUUUUAAUUUGGAAUUUUGCGUUGUAUAGGGUUUAGUUUUAAAUAUAUAUAUAUAUAUUUUCCAUUUUUUAAAAAGGGGUGUUGCAAAAAAAAUUGCACGAUUUAAAUGACAAACAGUUCAAAUGCUGCAGUUUUUAGAGAUAUGGAAGCGAAACGGAGCUUAUUUAUUCUCAAAAGCUAUAAAAGGUGUAAAAUGCAUGAAGAAAAAAAAACAUUUACAAAAAACAAAAACAAAAAAAAAAGACGAAAAAAGUGUAACCUGAACAAAGUGUAGCGUUAAAAAAAAAAAUUUAAGCAAUGACAACAAUGAAAAACAGCUAAUAUAUUGUGUUUGGCUAGUUUGCUUUUGUUUUUAAUUGUUCCUUUUUUUUUUUUUUUGGAGAAUGAAAUACAAUUGUGUAUAUUUUCAUAUAAGAAGUAUGCACUGAUAUGUUUUAAAAAAAUGAUAUAUUACUUUCUAAAGAUGUGGUUACUUACCAAAGUCUGUUUCCGAUCUUUUCCUUCUUGAAACCUAUGUGGAUCCUUCAACAUACAUACGCUGGGGUUAAAUACAAGGGGCCUAUUUGAAGAUACACUAAGAUCUCUUUACAUUGCUGUGGGAGAGCUACAGUGGCAUGAUCUUAAUGCUGCUUUACACUGCCAGAGCAGCGGAAAGAGUCCUUUGUGUAACAGGUUUACUUCUCAAGCGAGUCAGAUGUGGGGUUUCCUUUGAUGUGUGGUACCUCCCCUACGAACACCAGACAUGUAGGUCUUAGCCUAGGUUAUGAACAGAUUUUAACCAUAGGUUAAAUGUUCCAUCAAAGACUGUUUUAACCCAUCAGGAGAACAAAAUUGUCCUUCAAGGAUGGGGCGUGAGACAAAUCAAGAUGUGCACUGAGGAUUUCCUGGGUAAAUUAAGAAUCAAACACAACACUGGACUCCUGUGUAAAGUCAUAUUUUGUCGAGUCAAUUCCAGUGCAUGAAAUUGGAUCAGGAGUUUCGUCCAUAUACAUCGGAGAUGGUGCUCUUGGAAGUUGUAGCAUUUUGGUGCCCUGGUUGCGUUAAUUUCAACCCCUGAGUUUGCUUAUGUUUGGCCACGACAGAGGCCAAUUGACUGCGUUGGGACAGAUUGUGGUCAUGUGUAUGGUUUUUGCAGUCCUAAGGCUUAUGGAAAUUUUAGGCUACUUCAAAAAUAACGUGACAUUUCCUGUCAUCGCUUAAGGAAAGAGCUUGGGUUUGAUUUGCCUUUUUCUGAAUAAGGAACUGGGGUACAGCAAAAUUUCAGAGAUCGGUGUAUUUUCAAAAUUUGGGUUUGCAGCAAAAUAUUGUCAAAGGUGCAAUUGGUCUAUGGGACACAGUAUCUUCCGAAUGAGAAGGGCAGAGAGAAUCGCUCUUCGAAGCUGGAGUUCAGACUAGAGAUUGGAGAUAAAUUUUACGGAGCCUGAUUUUCCAGCAGAGUAAAGAGUCACAGCUGCACCUACUUUAAGGACCUUUUACGCUGCCAGAGUGGCGUAAAGGGCCUGAGUGAAGGAGAAUUCAAGCUUGUAAACAAGUGGAUAGAAUUAAUUGGACAGCCAAACUCCUAACAGAGUUAUCCAGUGGCAAUCAGGUACCAUUGUGUAUGGGGAUGGGUAUAAAUUGGGUUGAAUGAAGUACUGAAUGGGGAUAAGCCAACAGGAAAAUCUUGGAUCCUACCGCCCCUUCACUUUGCCGGAAGGAUCGGAGGUUGGCUCUGAAUGCAAAUUUCAUAUUUGGCUCCUGUCUCUAUAGUGGGUGAAAGCCAAACAUGAGGGGCCUGGUUCUCCGCUGGCGCGCUUCUCUUGUAAUCACUGGCACCGCUGCAAAGUGAGUGUAAAACACUGCUGUUUCAUCUGGUAGAGAAUCACACUCAUAUUGCACUGAUGUCAACGUGCAAACAAGGGGCCGGGCACCUGCGAAUCGGGGAGAGCAAAAUCCAGAGUAGUGUUGCGGUCUGAGCCCACCUCUGGACUUAGGCAGCGAAGCACAUGGGGCCAAAUCCUCUGCUGGUGUAAACUGGAACCAGUGGAGCCGUGCUGAGGCUGUCAGCAUUCGGGGGGAGGGGGCUGUGCUGGACUAGGGAGGUGGCUACGCUAAAUGAGCUCUCUCCAAACUCAGCACUACUACGACAACUCGUUCCUUCAAGCUUAGCCCAAAUUUCCUCCAUAGGACAUAUUUUGUCAGCAACAAAUCAUACGGUUUUCUGAAAUUUUGCACACCAAGGGGUCUUAUGCUAAUCCCCCACGCUACCCCCUCAGUUAUACAACUAUAAAGCAAUAUUACUACCCAGAAGCUCACGUGGGGAUAUAAUUGAGGGCAGAAUUUGGUAUGAACUAGAGCCGGUUGAAAAAAAAAACCAACCCAAGAGCGACUGUGUUUCGCAGGAGGAAGCAAAGAAAAUGGUCUGAACUUCCGCACUGCUGAAAAAUCUCAGCCAUCUGAAUCAACAAACUGAUUUUUUUUUUUAUUUAAAAAAAGUUCCUUUUUUUGGGCCAGAAAAUUCUGGUGAAAUUUUGAAAAAUAAACGUUGACUGGCUUAACAAAAACCAAAACCCAACCUCACAAAUUUCAACUGCAAUUUGAAACAUUUUGACCAGCUCUAGGAUAAACAUUGUAAAACUUUGAAUAAUCACGCAGACAGGUAAUCUAGAGAGAAAUAUUUAUUUCUUUUAGUGGCUAUCCUAAGAGAGAUUGCAGGAAAAGAAUAUAUAUAAAAAUAUAUAUAUGGCUACACGGGAGUUCUUAAACUCUUUUUUUUUUUUUUUUUGGCAAAUGCCAAUUCCCUACAUUGCUUAACUAUCCCUACUAGCAGCAAGGUUUCUAGUGAACGUUUACAUGGUUUUGUAACCUGAUGGUGUCAAAGAAUUGUUUUCAGUUUGCUAAAAGGUUUCAGGUUUGUUUCUUCCCAUGCCUAUUGUUCCAUGCCAUUCCCCAUUUCAUCAUGAUGUCGUCCUCUCUUCCCAGUUCAUUCUCCUAAACGUUGGGUAGGAUUUUGAGAGAUCCCGGCCUUUGAAAGCAUCUGAAAUAUAUUCUUCGUUGGCCUACAAUUGUUUGCCCAAUAAAAUCAGGGGUGAGGGGCGAAGCAAUGGAGGGAGCUGCCCGAUUCCUCCCUAGUCUGUCCGGUUGUCGACCUUUGCUCCAUGUUUGGGUUGGUGUACGACUGUUCGACCGCAUGGCUUGGUGGCAGUGGGGGUGAGGAGAGGCUGGCAGAGGGAUGGCGGAAAGCCAGGUCCUGUGCUGGUAAAGACAGGCCUGUGGGAUCCAGGUGCGCCUGGCACUUGAGUGGUGGCCUGCUGGCUGCCUCCUGCCCUGCACCAAGGACUGCCUCAAUUGUGAAGGGGGAACGGCUCCCUGGCAAAAUGGCUACCCUGCACUCGAGUUUAGGUUCCCCCGUGGGGUUUAAGGAGGCCUCAUGCCUCACGGGAAUAAACUUAAAUACUCCACCCCGCCCCCUCGGCCUCCUCUAUACAAGGCUAGCACAAGAUGAGCCAGUGUAGCAACUCGGGACCUUUAGCACCAAAAGCCUUGGCCUCUAUCUCUUGAGCAAACGGAGUAUCUCCCUUAGCUGGUAGGAGUAGCAAGCUCUUAUCCUUGUGCGGACCAGCCACUAGAGGGGGACAUGGCCGCCUCAUCCCGUGCGUUGCAGCAGCUUUGCUGAAAAGGUCAAAGGGCCUGUUCGCGGGGAGACAGGGUGUAGAUCAGCGCUCGCUGUGGCAGGGCCACUGGUCUCCAACCUGUGCCGGAGUAGAACACUUGAUAGCAGGACCCAGCAUGCAGCGAGCCCUGCUCAGCUCUGCUGGGGGAAGCUAAGGCUGAAUGAGACUUCUCCACUGUAUGGCAGGAGAGUAAAUCAACAGGGCUUACUCCCAUGAGGAAAGCAAGCCGGGUUGGGCCCAGAGCCAUUCAGAGGGUGCUGAGGUGCGGGAGGGGGGUGGGAACUCAUCUCUACUGUUAUAAAAGGCCAGACUCUAAGUCCAAACUGAAGCUUUGAAUCAAGAUGGCUUCUCCCUGUGCUAGGACACAGCCCUUGGGGGGCAAAGAGCGAAGGCAGUUUGGGAAUAUCCCCCCUGCAGCCAUAAUAAGAUCCUGACUAGCUGUGAGAGGAGAGAGAAGAGUGCUUGAUCCUGCAUUCCCCCCACACCCCAAAGCUGCCCCUGGGGGGUGCUGGGAAAGCAGGAUGGGGUCAGAUCCGGCCAGCUUGCCUUGGUAAGUGGGAGCCGGGCAAGGAACAACCCUGUCCUGGCACCACAGAUAUCCAAGAGCCUAGAAAAUAACAUUGCCCUCCUCUUCCUUACAUCUUAGCAUAAGCCACAUCCUCAGCUGGUGUAAAUCAGUGACACUUCAUUAAUGAAGCCAGUUUACACCUGUUGAGGGCAACGCCCUGUAUUUUCUUCCUUUCUCACCUGUUUCCAUCUUUCUUCCCCCCCCACUUCACUCUCCCUCCUUCCCUCUGUUAACCCCCCCCCCCAUUAACUGAGUGUUACGUUCUCGCUACCUCUGUCAUCCCUCCUUCUGUCUGAAAACCAGAAGCCAUGAACAGUUUGUAGACGAGGGCCUUUCCUCUGGCUUUUCUUUCUUCUGGAGCUCCAGUCUCCUGUCUUUCUUCCCUUCUCUCUGACCUUUAACUUGUAGUAUUUUACCUGGCUACUGUAAUUGUAAAUAGCAAGUUUCAAUAUGUUGGCAAUGGUAACAGUACAGGAAACUGUUUUUUUGUUGUAUUGAUAUGAAAUGAGAUUAUAUUUUUGUCAGAGUAUAUUGUAAUAAUACUGACUUUGAACAUG